GGUAUGCAUGAAGAAUGUGACUUUCCUGACUACGAAGAGUAUCUUAGUCCGUUCGCGUUUACUCCUCAAAUCUUAUCAAAAUUGAUAGAUUCUAAGGAUGUAAAUUUAUUGAAAGAUAUUGAUGGUGCAGAAGGCUUAUUGACUGGUUUACGCACGAACUCAAAAACUGGUUUGAGUAGUAAUGAAACCACUUUAAGUCCAAUCACAUCGGAUGAUCCGGAUGAUAUUGUUAAUAUCGAAGUUUUAGAAGGGCAAGAUAAAAACUCACAGUUGCAAUCAUCUGAUAUUUCAAAAAACACGUCCUUCUUUCAUAGAAUAAAAAUUUAUGGUAGAAAUGUUUUACCAACCAAGAAACAAAAAACAAUUUUUCAAUUAAUGUGGAUCGCUUUGCAGGAAAAAAUUAUAAUUCUCUUAGCCAUAGCCGCAAUCUUAUCACUAGGUCUCGGUCUUUAUGAAGAUUUCGGUGCCAAGCAUGAGGAUGAAGAACAUAAACCAAAAGUUAGUUGGGUUGAAGGGGUGGCAAUUUUUGUAGCAAUUUUUAUUGUGGUAUUAGUAAGUAGUUUAAAUCAUUGGCAGAAACUGCGUCAAUUCCAAAAAUUAAAUGCCAAAAAAGAGGAUCGGGAUGUUAAAGCGAUCAGAGAUGGUAAAGAAUUUCUUCUGUCAGUAUAUAAUAUAUUGGUUGGUGAUAUCCUCAAAUUAGAACCAGGUGAUAUUGUUCCAACGGAUGGAGUGCUUAUUGACUCAUACAAUCUUAAAUGUGACGAAUCUGCAGCCACGGGCGAAAGUGAUGCAGUGAGAAAGAUGAACUGCGAAGAUUGUCUUAAAGCAUUAGAAAAAAAUGUUGAACACGAUCCAUCUACUCUUUCGAAACUUGAUCCCUUUGUAAUUAGUGGAAGUAAAGUCUUAGAAGGUGUAGGAAAUACACCUCUUCAGAAAAAACUAAGCAAACUCGCUGAUGACAUCGCAAAAUUAGGUGGAGGUGCAACUCUUCUCAUGUUAAUCGUCCUAUUAAUCAAAUAUUUUAUCAGCUUUAAUUUUGGUAUUCCAAAUACGACAUCCAUCAUUCAGAGUUUGAUCAGAAUUUUAACUUCAACCGUGGCUUUAAUAGUAGUGGCAAUUCCUGAAGGAUUACCAUUGGCUGUAACACUAGCACUUGCUUUUGCAACAACUCGUAUGUUAAAAGAUAAUAAUCUUGUACGAGUUUUAUCAGCUUGUGAGACCAUGGGAGGAGCAACAACUGUAUGUUCAGACAAGACUGGCACAUUAACUCAAAAUAAUAUGUCCGUAGUUACUGGAACAAUAGGGUUGACUUUAAAUUUUUUAAAGGACCUAGCUCGUGCGAAUGAUUUUAGUAUUCCUAACCUAAAUAGGCCUAUCUCAUUACAAGAACUUAAGGAAACUCUUUCACCUGUUAUUAUGAAUUUGUUGGAAGAGUCGUUUGUAAUUAAUUCUACUGCAUUUGAGAAUGUAUCUGAAAAUGGUCAAAUUACUUUUACUGGUUCAAAAACUGAAACUGCAUUACUAAGUUUUCUGGUUGAUAUGGACCGUAAAAAUUUUAUGGAUUUAAGGAAAAUCAAACCAAUACAAGUAUUUCCAUUUAGUUCAGAACGUAAAGCUAUGGGAGUUGUUAUUGAAAAAGAAAAGUCAAAAUGGAGGUUCUAUGUUAAAGGUGCUAGCGAACUAUUACUUGAAAAAGCGAAAUUCAUUGUAAAUCUUGAUCUAUCAGAUGAUGAAGUAUCGGUAUAUUCUAAUUUAACAGAGGAAAAUAUUACCGCAUUACGACAAAUCAUAGAAAAUUAUGCACAUCAAAGUUUGAGAACUAUUUGUAUGGGGUAUCGUGAUUUCAAUGAAUGGCCCCCCAGUGGAAUGAAUGUUGUAGAUAGAGAAAUUACAUUUGACGACUUAGUUAAAAAUGUUAUAUUACUAGGAAUUGUCGGUAUCGAGGAUCCAUUGAGAGAUGGAGUACGUGAAGCCGUGCAAGAUUGUAAUAGAGCAGGUGUAAAAGUUCGUAUGGUCACUGGUGACAACAUCAUGACAGCUAAAUCAAUCGCUACGCAAUGCGGGAUUUAUACUGAUGGUAUUGUGAUUGAAGGUCAUGAGUUUCGUAAUUUAUUACCGGAUGAAAUGAAUACUGUGGUACCUAAUUUGCAAGUUUUGGCGAGAUCUAGUCCACAAGAUAAAAAAAUUUUGGUAGAAAAACUUCGAGAAUUAGGAGAAGUUGUCGCGGUAACAGGUGAUGGUACAAAUGAUGGACCUGCAUUGAAAGCAGCAGAUGUAGGAUUUUCUAUGGGUAUAGCGGGUACAGAAGUUGCAAAGGAAGCGUCCUCGAUUGUAUUGAUGGAUGAUAAUUUUUCAAGUAUUGUGAAAGCAAUUAUGUGGGGACGUAGUGUAAAUGAUUCAGUUAAAAAGUUCUUACAAUUUCAACUUACAGUGAAUUUGACGGCUGUACUAUUAACAUUUAUAUCGGCAGUUUCUAGUGAUCAACAAGAAGCGAUAUUAUCGGCGGUACAAUUAUUAUGGAUUAAUCUAAUAAUGAAUACACUCGCUGCUUUAGCAUUGGCCACUGAUCCACCGACACCGGAUUUAUUAAAACGUAAACCCGAAGCUAGAUCAGCAUCAUUGAUUUCUUUAGAUAUGUGGAAAAUGAUACUUGGACAAUGCGAACAUCAAGAACGUACCUCCAAUGAUAUUUCAUCGGCUUAUUUUAAUCAAGAAGGAAAAGAAGCCAAAAAGGUUAAAAAAGAAGUAAAAGAGCAUGUGGACGCAGACGAUCGCAUAGAAAUUGUAUUAGAUUA
Messenger RNA from Racocetra fulgida, 2795 nucleotides. Lineage: Eukaryota; Fungi; Glomeromycota; Glomeromycetes; Diversisporales; Gigasporaceae. The record is from the annotation of a GenBank genome assembly.